CCCGCUCUAGCAGCAAAGAAGACCCCAAAAGGCGCCAUCCUCCUCUCCCAGGUCAAGACCCUCACCCUCCGCUCAAACGCCAAAACCGCCCACCGACGAGUCUCCGCCAUCCCCCAGCUAUCAUGCAAAGGUGCAGGAUGUGCCCACUACAAAAUCGAUGUCAUGCGCUGUACGAACCAAGGCGCAUCCUACGGUGACGAAGACAUAGAAUGGAGUUGCACAGCCACCAUGCCCGAAGAAUUCAAGCUCGGGAGCACAGAGGUGACUUGUGAAGGCUACAGCAGCUCGAGUGAUCCCUAUGUUCUCAAAGGGAGUUGUGGUGUCGAAUACAGAUUAGUCUACACGGAUAAAGGGGAGGAGAAAUACGGAUAUAAGUGGCCUGGAUCAGGAGAUGGGGAGGGAUCAACGCUGUUUAAAUAUUUCUUUAUUGCGGUAUUCCUAGGUGUCUUGUUUUGGAUCCUAUAUUCGGCAUGGCGAAACCUUCCCGCAGGCCAGAGACAAAUGCCUAGACGACCUGGAGGAUUCUGGGGCGGUGGAUGGGGAGGUGGUGGAGGAGGAGGAGGUGGUGGUGGUGGUGAUCCUUGGGAUCCUCCUCCACCUUAUCCUGGACGCAAACCAUAUUCGACUGGACAAGAAGGUUGGAGACCUGGAUUUUGGUCUGGAACGGCUGCUGGUGCUGCCGCAGGAUACGCCGCAGGAAGAGCAGGCAAUAGGCAACAAGAACCACUGCUCAACAAUAAUAGAGGUAGCUCAUGGUUUGGAGGAAACAGCGGUAGCACUUUUGAUUCGCUUCGGAGGAGUGGCUCAAGCUCAGGCUCCUCUGCUAGGCAUGAGAGCACAGGAUUUGGGUCAACAUCACGAAGAUAG
Molecule: messenger RNA, 867 nt
Organism: Mollisia scopiformis
Lineage: Eukaryota; Fungi; Ascomycota; Leotiomycetes; Helotiales; Mollisiaceae
Product: DUF1183-domain-containing protein
Exons: 1
Biological process (GO): regulation of store-operated calcium entry
Cellular component (GO): endoplasmic reticulum membrane
Source: RefSeq, a predicted model, not a curated record